UUUUCUUCCUCCAUCACCGCCGACACUCCGCCACAUCCUCAAAUCGCCUUUUACAGCAGCAAUUGGCGAUAGAGGCACCGAAACCCAUUGUGCGACCAGUCCAUAAUUACGGCCCCAAUUGCCUAACCCUCCACCGCAUCGACGAAGCAAGUCAGCCGGAGAAUUCCAGCCGAGAAAGGGACACAGGAUGUCGUCCUCAGGAGCUCGCUCGGGCGAGCGCGUGAUUCACCAGGACUUCAUCGCGCGAAUCCGCUUCUCAAAUACUCUGCCUCCACCGCCCAAUCCUCCGAAGCUGCUCGACAUCCCCAACACCGGCCUCGCAAGCGGCCAAUACACGACGCCAGGGUUUGCAUCACGUCUGGCGCGAGAGCAGCCGCUCAAUAUCGAGGCUGAUGCAGAACUGGGCAUGCCGCUCGACUUGGUGGGAAUGCCGGGCGUGUUUGAUGGAGAUGAACGAUCAAUCCAAGCUCCGUCACAGCCGCUAGCCCUCCACCCGCACGAUCGAGCUCUUCUCAGACCUAUUGCCGCCCUUGGUAAGCCCAAGGUUGCCGAGGCCAACGUCUCUUUCCUCCGCCGAACCGAGUACAUCUCGUCCCUAAUCCCGAAACGCUUCGAGGCAAACCACCCCCGGGCCCUGCUGGCCAAGUCUCGACGACCAGCCAAGCGGCCAGAACCCGCCGCCGACUCUCCGCAGGCCAUCAAGCGCAAGAUCGACAAGGGCUUCGAGAUUGCGGAGCAGGAUCUCAAGGACCCCAAGCGCAUCAAGCAUCCCUCCAAGAAGCACCUCAAGCUCGUCGAUGCUCUGCCUCUGGUGCCCGAUCUGGACGCGUUUCCCGAUUCUGGUGCUUACGUUACCAUCAAAUUCCUUACGAAUCCCGUCUCAAGCUCCAACGAGUAUGAUAAUCGUCUCCGCAGCGGCCUGUUCAGGCCGAUAGACCGCACGGCGGCCGAGGAAGCGGCCCUCGAGGCCGCCGCAGAGGCCUAUAAUCAGGAUCCAGUCAACAACCCCAAGCCGGCCAACUUGAUGAAUUAUGACUUCUAUCUUGGCCAGACUCGUGCCGAUGCUGACCGCUUCCGCCGCAAGUUUGACGUCGACGACGCCGACCAUGACGACGAGGACUUGUAUACCCACAGGGGAGACACAGGAGGAUACUUCCAGUUCAACAGGAUCAGGGCAUACGAGACCGCUCAGGAGACGGAGCUCGAUCACCCUACCAAAUACGAAGAUGAAAUUAUCCUCUCCGUCAAUGAGAAGGAGACCGAUUCCAGCCAAAAGGCUGUCUUCUACUACCCCAUCAUGCAGAGAUCUACUAUCCGUCCCCAACGCACCAGAAACAUUGCACGUACGAAUUACGGCCUUGCUGAGGACGAUGAGCCGCAAGUGGUUGACCAGCUGGAUCUCACGGUUGAUGACCCGACAGAGGAGAUGAGGGCCGCCAUGAAGAUGUACGCACGGCAUCCUAUGGGCUGGGAUCAGGACGAAGAGGAAGAACUGCAUCGCGGCGUCGAGCGGUCCAUCGAGGAGGGCGAUGUUGAUGCGGAUGGCGAUGCUGAGGGCGAAGAAGCCGAUCGUAACGGAGCUUCCAGCCCGGUUGAGAAAUACCAAGAGCGGUCUCCGUCUGCGGAUCGUGAUGCGGAGGGUGAUGAAGAUGAGGACGAAGACUAGACUUGCUAACGGGAAGGAUGAGAUUCAAUGUUUGGGCUGUUUUUGCUCAUCCGUGUUUGAAUGAAGUGGCUCUCUUUUUUUUUUUUUUAUCAAAUUUAAAAUCCUUUUUAUCUUUUGGGAAAAUUGACUUUUCAAAAGCGAUGUUUUCAUUUAUUUCAAAGAACACAGAGGGGGGAAAUGGGCAUGCGAGGAUGGUUGCUGGUGCAUGUGGGAUAGGUGACUAUCAGGUAUAUAGAUCUCGGUAUUAAUGAAACUAUGUGGCCC
Molecule: messenger RNA, 1930 nt
Organism: Trichoderma asperellum CBS 433.97
Lineage: Eukaryota; Fungi; Ascomycota; Sordariomycetes; Hypocreales; Hypocreaceae
Biological process (GO): transcription elongation by RNA polymerase II
Cellular component (GO): Cdc73/Paf1 complex
Molecular function (GO): RNA polymerase II complex binding; chromatin binding
Source: RefSeq, a predicted model, not a curated record